ACACGCCCAUAAUGGGGACAGACCCAAGUAUUUCAGCCCUGUCCCCCCAGUCAGACCCAACGGUAAAUAUAUACAGUGCUGUUGCAAUGCUGUGUUCUCUUAAAAGCCCUCCAUCCACUACUUUAAUGAUAAAUGGCCACCGUGUCACCUUUUUGUGUGACACAGGGGCAUCGACCUCAGUAAUAAAAGAUGUAGACCUAGGUUUAGAGCUCUCACACAAUGCAAUUUGGGUAUUGUCAGCAGAUGGACAAGCACAUAGGAAACCUUUGUCUAUUCCAACUAAAAUGACACAUUGUGACACAGGGAGGACUGUUACUGCCUCGGUCAUAAUGUCUCCUGAAUGCCCCAUCAAUCUUGUGGGUCGGGACCUGCUGCAGUCUCUGAACUUGGGUGUUGUUCCAACCCCCUCAGGUAUGAUAGUCAUACCACACUUGGAUGGUGUCUUUUUAACACAGACACACCCCUCCAUAUAUGCCUCGUUAGACAUUGACCCAUGGCAGCAGACUCCCACUACAGUGACAACUGAUUUGUUGAUGAUGGCAAAUAACACCUUGGCCAACCCACAGGAUGAAAUCCCCUGGACUGGUCAACAUGUAACAAUAGCAUUGCUAAGCUUAUGGUUCCACAUGCGGUUGACAUCCUUCUCUUGCAAAGCCGUCUCACCUCACUGUCACCAGCAAGACAAAUCACAUACACAGCUCUUUUGUUAU
Molecule: messenger RNA, 710 nt
Organism: Austrofundulus limnaeus
Lineage: Eukaryota; Metazoa; Chordata; Actinopteri; Cyprinodontiformes; Rivulidae
Biological process (GO): proteolysis
Molecular function (GO): aspartic-type endopeptidase activity
Source: RefSeq, a predicted model, not a curated record